AGCGUUCUCGGUCUGUCUACUUCCAGGAUCCGGCGGGCUCUACCCUUUAGCUAGAAACGUCUCCCUCCUCACCCCGCCCCGCGCAGACGCAGUGCUUAGUUCACAGCUGCCGGACAAAGGGUGACGCCCGGAGUCAUGGCGGCGACGGAGUCGAGCUUGGCGGCUAGUGGGAACCCCGUGGAGGCGGUGCCGCCGGAGAAACAGGAAGGAGCCAACCCAAGCUCAAAUCCUGAGCGUAAUUCUGCGGCCGCCUCGAUUCCAGAGGCCUCAGCGCCUGCCCCCGACCCCUCCAGCCCCAACGCCGCAGUCCCCGAAGCGACUCCUACGCCCCCCGCGGCGGCCUCCGCGGUCCAGGAGCUGCCCCUCGGGCCUGCACCCCUGGGCUCUCCGCCUCAGGCCGAAGACGUUCCGCGGUCCCCCCCUGGCUCCGGGGGCUCCCGGCCUGGCCCCGAGACGUUCCGUCAGCGUUUCCGGCAGUUUCGGUACCAAGACGCGGCGGGCCCCCGUGAGGCGUUCCGGCAGCUGCGGGAGCUCUCCCGCCAGUGGCUGCGGCCCGACAUCCGCACCAAGGAGCAGAUCGUGGAGAUGCUGGUGCAGGAGCAGCUACUCGCUAUCCUGCCCGAGGCGGCACGGGCCCGGCGGCUCCGCCGCCGCACGGAUGUGCGCAUCACUGGCUGAGCGGGGAAGCUGCGGGCGUCAUGAGCCGGGCGCUCUCCGAACUGGGGCCGUGAUCGGGUUCGGAGUCCUGAGCCUGGCACCCUACCCCGUAUUAAUGAAAAACGAGUUUUGGCAGCA
This is a messenger RNA of Cynocephalus volans (Philippine flying lemur), 795 nucleotides long. RefSeq names its product SCAN domain containing 1 (gene SCAND1). The transcript has a single exon. The record is from RefSeq and is a predicted model, not a curated record. Lineage: Eukaryota; Metazoa; Chordata; Mammalia; Dermoptera; Cynocephalidae. The coding region runs from base 136 to 678 and encodes 180 amino acids.